Molecule: messenger RNA, 7372 nt
Organism: Chlamydomonas reinhardtii
Lineage: Eukaryota; Viridiplantae; Chlorophyta; Chlorophyceae; Chlamydomonadales; Chlamydomonadaceae
Exons: 2
Coding region: 305-6529 (2074 amino acids)
Cellular component (GO): cytoplasm
Source: RefSeq, a predicted model, not a curated record
GGUGUGGUGGUCAGUGUUGUGCGGUGUGGUCACCUCAGAACUGCUGAACAACACGAGCCUUAUAUAUAUGUGACACUGCAUACAAGCUGGUGACUGGAAUGCGCUGUAGCAAGACUGCGUUGCGUCAGCAACCGGAUGCCGCUGACCGUGGACAGAGUGGCUCGGCUUCAGACACAGCGCAUGGAUAACGCUUCCAGCGAUAGCGCUGCUCGCGCCACUGGAGGGCAGCAUUGCAGGGCCGCACCACUUCCCCCCUCGCCUGUCGUUCAGUGCACUGAUAUGAGAAGAUAAGGAGUUUGCAAGCAUGUAUCGCGGUGAGAUAGCGCCGGAGAGGGGCCCAGAAGCCUCAGAUGUCGGCCGCAGCGGCACGUCCGCUGGUGCCAACGCUGUCGGCACCGGGGCAACAGUCGCCGAGCUAGCGUUCGCAGCCGCCACAGCAACGGAGGCGGUGCGGCACCAGAUACAGACGCUCCAAGGCAUUAGGGAGCGGCAGAUGCAGGAGCGUCGGCAUCAAGUGCCUGCGAACUGGGAGGGGAGCCGUGAGGUUGCUCAUGCGGCCGACCCACAUCGCCUCCACGACGCCACGCAGUCCCAUUUGGCGCCGCUCGAUGUUCCGGCACCCACAUCGACCUGGCCACAUAUGCACAUCUUCUCAGCAGCUGGGCACACCGCGCAUCCGGUACUGACAGCUGCAAGCGGCAGUGUGCGCGGUCGCAACCAGCAAUCCCCCGCUGCGCACAUGCCGCCGCCCACCGCCCACCACCACAACGCCGGGAUCCCCCAGCAACAGCGCCAGUCGACGCAGCAGCCCGGAAGCCACAGCAACCUGUACGCAGCCGGCGGACCGCACGCGCCACCGCCUCUGCCACCGUUGGUGCUGCAGCCACAGCCGACGCACCCGGCGCAGCCGCACCAGCAGCGGCAAGAGCCACGCAAGCAGCAGGCGCAGCGGCAGCACCUCCCAUCCGGUCCAAGCCUCAUGGAGCAAGCAUGGGACGCGGCGACAGGUGAUGCCCUGGGUUUCAGUGGCGGCUUUAGUGCCGGCGCCGCGGCUGCCGUGGCCUUGUGGCGGGAAGCAGGCGCCGGGCCGGGCAGUAGGCCGGCAGCGCUGCCUGGGACCGCAGCCGCGGGCGUGCAAGUGCAGCGUCCUUAUGCCGCAGCGGCCGCAGCGGCCGCAGCGGCUGCAGCGGCUGCAGCGGCUAUAGGGUCGGCGGAAGCGCGAGCGGGCGGCGGCGCGGCGGCGGUGUUGAGGGAGGCUGCACCCCUGGCUCGGAGAGAGGAGGGCUGGUGUGCCUCAGGUGUGCCGGCCGCAGCAAGUGCUGCACCGGCGGCGUCAACAGCGGCCGGGGCGGAGGCCGGGCCGGGAGGGGCGUGGGCGCGGCCCGGUGCCAGCCUGAGAGGGUCGGAGCAGCAGCCUGCGGCCUCUAACUCGGCUUUGGCUGGGCGCCCUCAAGGCCCUCGGGCUGCGGAAGGCGGCCAAGCCCCCGCCACCGCCGCCGCCGCCCGGGCCUCGGAGGCGCCGGCCGCCUCGGCAGGGGCUGCCGGGGGGUUCGUCGCGCCCGUCACUCAGCCCGAGAAGCUGGUGUUGCGCGGUGCGGACACUGAGGCGGCUGCAGCCUUGGCUGGGGCUGCGGGGGCACCUGCAGCACAUGUGGCCAUGACCGCGGCUGCCGGCGGCGCCGCGCAGCUGUCUGCUGCAGGCCCGGUGCCGGCGCUCGCAGGCGCGGCGCCGGGACGGCCCUGCAGUGCUACUGCUGCUCGGGUAGGCCCGGCAGUCGAUGCCAUUGCGUGUGGCCAGGCCACGCCGGCCGAAGAGCCCGCCGCUGCACCGGCAGCUGCAGCAAAUGUCACGGAGCCGGGCGCGGCAGGGGCUGCCGGCAGGGCAACGGCUUCUGGGCCGGGGGCGGGUUCAGGCGUGUGGACUGAGGCGGAGCUCAGUACGGCCGAGCCCAGCAAGGCCGAGGCUGCCGCUGCGGCGUCUGUUGCCGCAGGGGGCAGUGGUGCUGCACGUCGCGGAGGUGGCGGCGCCGCGGCUGAGCCGGCUGAGCCGCCCGCGCCCGCGGCAGGAGCGUGGGGUGUGCAGCCGGAGGGGCAGGCACCAGGGGACAAGCAGCGCGCGCAGCGCGCCGGGCAGCAGCAGGCGCGACUCCCCAAGCAGCCGCCGCUGCGACCAGCACCUAAGAAGCGGUCUGAGCGGCCGCCGGCUUCGCGGCGGCAGCCGCCGCGCGCGGGGCCACUGCAGUCUGCAGCAUGCAGCACGGGGCCGGUCGUGGCGCCGGCAACCCAGCCGCCGUGGCCGCCGCCACCGGUUGAGGGGCGCCGCCGCAUCGAGGCACGGCGACUGCCCGCGGGUGCUGCUACGGGGCUGGAAGACGAGGACUGGGAGGUCGUCCUAUCUGACUCGGACGGGGAGAAAGAGGAGGGGCAGGAGGAGGAGGAGGAGGGGCAGCAGGAGGCGGAGGCGGAGGAGGGGCAGGAGGAGGAGGUGCAGGAGGGGGAGGCGCAGGAGGGGGAGGCGCAGGAGGCGGACGCGGAGGAGGGGGGAGAAGGGCAGGGCGCCGAGAUGCCGCAGGCGGCCACGCGGCGUCUGCGGUCCAAUGGGCUCCGAGGCGAGGGCUUGGAGCAAGUCGGCAAACGCGUGCCACAGGCGCCCGCACAGCAGCCGCUGCCGCCGCAGGCGCAGGCGCAAGCGCAGCGACCGCCGCUGCAACAGCCACAGCAACAGGCGCAGGCGCCGCCCGCGCCCGGGGCUGGGCCCGGAAGUGUGGCGCCCGUCACAGGGCUGUCGCCGGCCGACGUCCGGUGCGUCUCAUGCGGCGGGCCGUACCACGUGAACGGCAAAGGCUUCUUCGCACACCGCACCCUGGCUUUCACCUGUCAUGCCUGCUGCCGCAAGAACCACGUGGUAGCAAGGUUUUACGGCCCUCUGGGCACGAGGAGCUUGGAGGAGGCGGGUGGGCGGCAGUGCACCGACUGCGGCGCGACCGGCACCCAGACCGACUGGCGAAAAAUGCCCGGACGCCUAGGGACGUAUGGCUGCCUCCAGUGCUACUGCCGCAGGUUGAAGCAGGCGAGCAUCAAGGGCAGGCGCGAGAGCAAGGGUGCAGAGGCAACGGCACAGGCGACGGCAGACGCUGGGGCUGGCGCCAGCCUGGGUGGGGCUGCAGCAGGGGGCAAGGCCGGCGCGGGGCGGGAGGCAAAGGCUAGCGGUCGCGAAGCUCGAGCCGGCGUUAAAGCCAAUGCAGUGCAAGGGAUGCAACCGCCGGCGAAGCGGGCCCGCUUGUCUGCGGCUGGGGCUGCUGCAAAGGCUGCAGCACAGGCCCUUCCUUCGGCGGUGGCGGUACUGGCAGCGGAUGGAGCCGCCCCCGCCAUUGCUGCGGAUGCGGCAGGCAGCGACGGCGCCGCGCGCCGUCCCGCAUCAGCCGCAGGGGCACGUGCGGCCGCGCGUGGGCGGCAGGUCCAGAGCCAGACUCUUGACCCAGGAGCCGGGCCUGCUGCAGGCAGCACGUCGCGCGAGGCCUCAAGCGUGGGCUCAGAGCUGGCGUCUGACGGCUCGUUGGCGGCGGGGGCUGGCUCGGACGCAGAGCGGCCGCAGGCGGGCCCGGCUCAAGGACGGACGCUGACAGGCGGCGGCCCCAAAGCGAAGGAGCACAUAUCGACAGCGGCGGCGACGCAGAACGCGGAGCGCGCGCCGGGGACCGCAGUGCGUCAGCUGCAGGGGUGGCUCAGCGGCACCGCCGCUACUGCAAUGCCGGCGGCACCGGUGCCGGCGGCUACGACGGUGGCGGCACCGGCAUCGGGGACGACGGCGGCAACAGCGGGAGCGGGAGCGGCGUCCGCGCCGGUGCCGUUGCCGCCGCCGGGCCUUUCUGCGGCCUCUGUGCGAUGCACGACCUGUAGUGCCCCGUACCGGGCCAUGGGCUUCUUUACGCACCGCACCCAGGAGUACACCUGCGACCGCUGCUGCCGCCGCAACCUCAGCUCCCACAGCUUCUACGGCCCGCCCGGCACACGGAGCCUGAAGGAGGCGGGCGGGCGGGAGUGCGCGCAGUGCGGCGGAACUGCGCAGCCGGCGGGGGCCAAGUGGCGCGGCAUGCCUGGUCGUCUAGGCACGUACGCCUGCCAGCGCUGCUAUAAGGGCGCCAAGGUCGCCGCCGCCAUGGCUGCAGACGGCGACAGAGCUUCUAUGCCGGCUGGCGCUAUGGUGAGUGCGCCCAAGGCGCAGAAGGCGGCUGCUGGCGCAACUGAAGAGGGUGCGGCGGCAGCCAGGGUAGAGGCGGCCGGGGCUCGAGCGCCACGGGGCCCGGAGGUAGCAGCGGGCGGUGGAAGGCGCAGGGAGGGAGACACGGAGCAGCCUCCAGCGAAGCGCACACGGGCGACAGCUGCCGGCGGCCCCAGCGCAGUUACACCUGCUGUGCCUCCAGCUGCCGGCGGCGCGGCCGAGGCGCCGCCAGCCGGCCGCGUGGCCUUGGCAGCCGCUGCCAUAGCACCUAGCGCAGUCCCUGGGCACUUGGUGGUGCCACCGGCGGCGGCCGCCUCGCUCAUCGCGUUAGCAGCGGCCGUGGAAGCGGCGGCUCCGCCGUCGAGGGGCGCCACCGCGUCGUCAAGGCCCGCCGCCGCGACACCCACGGCCGCGCUCGCAGCUGAGCCGCCCUUCUCAACCUCCGCCCCCGCGCCUGCCCCCGGCCCCGCCCCAGUCCCCGUCCCUUUGCUCGGCCUCCGCCCCAACAUCCUCUGCACCACCUGCGCCGCGCCCUUCAACCGCACGACGCUGGCCGGGCCCUGCGGGUUCUUCGCGCGCGGCACCGGCGCCUUCACCUGCCACACCUGUUGCGCGAGGAACCGGAGCACGCACGGCUUCUACGGCCCGCCCGGCAUGCGGAGCCUGCAGGAGGCGGGCGGCCGUGCCUGCUCCGAGUGCGGCACCGACAGGCCGCCCGGCCCACCUGGCAAGCAGUGGCGCAUGCACCUGACGCAGUUGGGGCUGUACAUGUGCAUCGCCUGCCGUAACCAGGCGGAGCGGAGGGCAAGGGUGCCCGGCGGCAAGCCCGGCGGCACAAGCGCGCCGGCAAGGGUGCCGCCGGCAGGCGCGCCGGCGGCGCCAGCACCACUGCCUGCGCCCCUGCCUGUGCCCCUGACGGCGGGACCGCAAGCAGCGCGCGCAGCUGCGGGCGCUGUCAAGAGCGCACUGAUGCGCAUGCGGGCGCCGCAAGCGCAGGCGGUGCCUCCUGGCUCGGCUGCGGGCCCGCCCGCCGGCGCCGCCGCCGCGGCCAGCGCUGGCGCCGGCGGCGGCGAUGCAACGCGCACGUGCGGUGUGCGUGGUACCGCCGCGUCCAACAGGUGGAUGCGGCACAAGCUGGACAAACGCAUCACCACGUGCAGGCGCUGCUACGCCCGCUACAACAGGACGGGGUCCUACGACGGCGUGCCUGGGGAGCCGCGGCCUGGACAGCUACCCGCACAGCAGGCCGCGGCACGGCGGCCUGUGGCACCGACGUUGCCGUCGUCGGUGCCGGGAGCCGAGGUCACGGCUGCUGAAGCUCCUCGAAUGGCUGGGGCUCGGCCUGCUGCAGCGGCGGCUGGGGCGGCGGCUGGGGCGGCGGCUGGGGCGGUGGCUGGGACGUUGGAGGCGGGCAAGCGCGAUGCACAGCAGCAGCCGUGCGACAGGUGCGGCGUGGUGGAGAGCGCAAGAGGCUGGGUCCGGGGACUGUGCCGCCGCUGCUACAUGAGGCAGUAUCGCCGCAAGGACCAGAGCGGCCCAGCGGCCAGCCAGCAGCCUCAGCUGCAGCGGCCGCCACCGCAGCAGCGGCCUGUGGCUCACGCUACUCACGCCGCCGCCGGCGCAGCAGGUGCCGCAGCUGCUAUGGGACCGCGCCUGGCUCCCGCUGUCGUGGUGGCGCUGUCAGGACCGCGGCAGGACGCGGGUGCUGGAGCCGUCGGCGCGGGCCACGCGGGCGGCGACGGUGCCGUCGUCGCCGGCGCUGACGCAGCAGGCGCUGGGGUGGGGGUGCCAGUGGCGACGCCGGUGCAUCGCCUCCCCAUUGGCGGGUUGCACUGGCGCUACCGGUCCGUGUUGCGGCCGCCGCGGAGGCACGCCGCCGCCGCGUUUGCAGCGGCCGUCAGGGCCGCGGACUUAAUGCGGGCUGAAGCGCAGGUGGCGGCGGAGGCGGCGCAGGUGGCGGAGGAGGAGCUGCCGGGCAGCGGCCAUGAGUUGGGCGACGUCGAGGCAUCUGCAGGAAGCUGCGGCGCCAGCGAUGACGGCGCCAGAGGGGCUGGCGGUGCCGACGCGGAUGGCAUCGCGAGCGCGGAAGCCAACGGCUGUGCCAGCAGUAGCAGCAGCCGCGGCAGUGGCAGGAGCAGCAGCAGGCGCAAACUUGGGCCUGCUGUGGGAGGCGGCGCGUCUGCAGCUGUGGCGGCUGCUGCUGCUGCUGCUGCGUCGGCGGCGGCGGCGGCGGCGGCGACAGCCACUGCUGAUCAUGGAGCUACAGCCCAAAGGCGCAUGGCGCAGGGGAUGGAGGCCAGGCGGUGACGCAGCGGCCCGCGGCAGGGGGAGGCACAGAGAGGACUGGAUCAAACAGCAGGGUUCCGUGGGGGUAGGGGUUACUGGCGUUGGCCGUACAUCGGGCAAGCGGGCCGCAAUGGUGAUGCCUGUGGCGGCUUGCCUUGUCGGGACCCCGCCGUGAUGGUGGCACACCGGGUGCAGUGGACGUGGCGUGCGUGGGGUCUGGGCUGUGAGCCGCAUGUGCGGAUGUGCCGUGUACGUAGAGCGCGUUCUUGGACACAAGUUGUAGUCACGGCAAUCUCCGGAUGUCCUGAUCGGACACAAGCAUAAGCAUUAACUUCUGGGGUUGGGGUUGGGUUGUUGGUUGGAUGCUGGUGGGCGUGAUCGGAGACCUUUGACGUCUAAGCAAAGGCAGUUUUCAUGUUGACCGUUGUGUGCGGUGCCUGCAUUCACGUCCGGCAUUGCCAUGCGGCUUGAGCUGGGGGCCAACGGUUCAACACCACCGCGGCAUUGCGUGAGAAUUUGCGAAGAUUCCUUGGGUUGGCAUUCUGACAUUUUGUGGUUUGCCUAAUUGGAUCAGAACUACGGUAACUGUGCAGGUAUGCCCAUGGCCAUGGGAUAGUGCCGUUACACACUUAUACGCAGUGUGGAGUGGGAACGGAGCAUGCAUGUAGCAGGCACAACAAGAGAGUAGGGAUGGGAUGGGUGUGUGCUGACGGGGUGCGGUAUGUAGGCAGACCCAACGGGCAGACCCGACGCAGACACCCACUCGCGCGUCAGUGCUGUCAUGUCGAGGGAUGCUCAGUUGCACGCAUGUAUUCCAUUGUUCAAUGCGCCGUGCGACAUACAACUCGCAAACACCGAAGUUAG